Messenger RNA from Selaginella moellendorffii, 618 nucleotides. RefSeq lists its product as uncharacterized. Lineage: Eukaryota; Viridiplantae; Streptophyta; Lycopodiopsida; Selaginellales; Selaginellaceae. The transcript has 3 exons. The record is from RefSeq and is a predicted model, not a curated record. The coding region runs from base 1 to 618 and encodes 205 amino acids.
AUGGCCAGGCGCUUGAGCGCCGGGGUGUUUGAGGCCGCCUCCAAGGCCGUGUCCAAGCUCACAGAGCGUGCACCAGAUCCGGAGGAAGAUCCGGAUUUCCUAGCUCGAAAUCCCCGAUGGGAAGAUCAACUCCCUCCCAUUCAUGGUGUCGGGAAGCCACAGGAUGACAAAGCGCAAUCUACUGCCGCCUUGCUAGCUGCGCUCGAGAAUCUUCCACGCGCUCCCGAGUCCUUGCCGAGGAAGAAUUGGAAGAAGGCUUACAAGGCAGUCAAGCGCAUACUGCUCAUAAGAAGGAAGGCGAGAAGGAGUGCUGUAGGCACUGGAGCUCGGAUGGAGGGUCAUGCUCUAGGGUUUUGGAGUCCUUACAGCUCUGUUCGCCUCAAUCUCUUCAUGUUUCUUCACUGCCAGUACGUUACUGCUCGCGUUUUCUUGUUGGUGGUUGCUUACACUGUUUGCAGAAAAGCGGAAUACUUCCUCUGCUUUAUCAUAUUUUCACAUAUCAUAGUGCUGAUUUUCCAAGUAAAGGUCGGGCACAGAGGUGAAAGGUGGACGGAAGUACGAGACUUCAACCUCGAUUUUCUGGACGGGUUUAUUACCGCACUUUACACGUACGUCUAA